This is a messenger RNA of Candoia aspera, 1001 nucleotides long. RefSeq names its product urokinase plasminogen activator surface receptor-like. The coding region runs from base 57 to 1001 and encodes 314 amino acids. The record is from RefSeq and is a predicted model, not a curated record. NCBI's taxonomy places the organism in Eukaryota, Metazoa, Chordata, Lepidosauria, Squamata, Candoiidae. The transcript has 7 exons.
AGUUUGCCAAGCCAAGCCAGAGAACGGGACAGACUGGAGAGGUGAGAAACAAGACAAUGAAGGCAGCUCCAGAGCUCAUCAUCAUCCUGCUUGCCUUGCCGGCCACAGCUUCAGGCCUGACUUGUCACAAAUGUCUGGGGACUCGAGAAAAUUGCACCAGCCAGGAGCAAAUUUGUACUGAGAAUGAGACUGUAUGCAUGGAAGAAACACGAGCUACUUAUGGCCCCAUGAGUGAGACGUUGAAAAGGGGAUGUGCAACCACCCAGCACUGCCAGUUAUACUUCGCUGUCCGUAGGGGAUUUGUUUCACGAAGCAUCUACUGCUGCUCUGAGGACCUUUGCAAUGCUGUUCCCUACAAUGUCACUUAUACUGCCAAGCGCAACGGAUUGGAGUGUUACACUUGUAUCGGCAGCUUGGGUGAAUGUAGAGGGACUGCCAUUCCCACAGCCCAGUGCAGAGGCAGAGAAAAUCGUUGCGUGGAAAUCUUUCGUCAGUGGUUGCCAGGAACUGGUCUGGUGGAGCCUAUCAUCAAGGGCUGCGGAGAUUAUCCCAAAGAAGAACGACUGUUAGCGUACAGCAUAGGCAGCAAAAUCAGCUAUGUGGCGAUCCGAAUCUGUGAAGGCUCUAAGUGCAACAACAAUUCUUUCCCAGAAUUUUUGACCAGGGAGCCCAACGGGUUGGAAUGUUACAGCUGCCUGGAGGAAGGGAACGGUGAAUGCAACACAGAGAACCUGCAACCGGCAGACUGCAUGGGAACCAUGGACCACUGCAUGACUGUUUUAGAUUAUACCCACAACACCAGAAUCCGAGCUGGAUGUGCCAACCAGGAACUCUGCCAAGAUACCACCUUCUAUGGAGCUCUGAUGCCCAAACUGCCAAUCAGUUACAUGAUAUGCUGCCAGAGUCCUUUCUGCAACGGAGACCCUGACCAGGGAGAAAGAAGUAGCACGAGAGUCUUUCUUAGCCUGCUGAUGGUGCCAUUGUUCAUUGCUUUGAACUAG